Parastagonospora nodorum SN15 is the source of this 2562-nucleotide messenger RNA. RefSeq lists its product as hypothetical. Lineage: Eukaryota; Fungi; Ascomycota; Dothideomycetes; Pleosporales; Phaeosphaeriaceae. Gene Ontology annotation, cellular component: eukaryotic translation initiation factor 3 complex. The transcript is spliced from 4 exons. Gene Ontology annotation, biological process: translational initiation. Bases 1 to 2562 code for a protein of 853 amino acids. The record is from RefSeq and is a predicted model, not a curated record. Gene Ontology annotation, molecular function: translation initiation factor activity; RNA binding; translation initiation factor binding.
AUGUCACGAUUCUUUGCCGCCAGCGACAGCUCCUCGGAAGAGUCCAGCGAGGAGGAGCUCUACUCCGACAACGAGGCAUCUGCACAGGAAGACUCCGACAAGGACUCGGAUGACGAUGAUUCCGACGACGAUGACUCGUCCUCUGGCUCCGAAGCUGGAGGCGCCAACCGUUUCUUGAAAGACGCCGACAGCGACAGUGAGAGCGAGGACGAGGACCAGAACAAAGUGCUCAAGAGCGCCAAAGACAAGCGCUUCGACGAGCUAGAGGCGACGAUAAGAUUGAUUGAGAAUGCACAGAGGAUCAACGACUGGGCCGUCAUCUCAGACCAAUUCGACAAGCUGAACCGACAGGCCCCGACGCUGAUGAAGCAGAACGAUGGCAAGGUCCCCAAGCUGUAUAUCCAGGCCAUUGCCGACCUCGAGACGGUCGUGCUCGAGACACACGAGAAGCAGAAGGUCACGCCCAAGAAGAUGAACGCCGUCAACACGCGUGGUUUCAACGCCGUCCGCCAGAAGGUCAAGAAGCACAACCGCGAAUUCCAGAAGGACAUUGAUCUGUACCGGGAGAACAAGGACGAGUUCAUGCGCGAGACCGAGGAGGUGGAGGCCGCGCCCAAGGAGAAGAAGAAGAAGUCCAAGAUCCCCCAGCUCGGCACCGAGAUUGUCGAUGAGGCGACCGACGACGGCUUCAUCACAGUUGGCGCCGGUGGCAAGGCAGUGCAGUACACACCCGAGGGUAUCCUCAAGCACCUGCGCGCAAUUGUCGAGCAGCGAGGACGCAAGAACUCGGACAAGCUCGAGCACAUCCGGACACUGGAGAAGCUGUUCGAUGUCUCAGUCAACGACUACCAGAGGAUCCGCGUGCUGCUCACGCUCAUCUCUACACGAUUCGACUUGACGUCCGGUACGGCAAGCCACAUGCACCAGGACCAGUGGAAGCUUGCUGACCAAGAGUUUGGCAAGCUCCUCGAGAUCCUCGAGAACACCAAGGAGAUUGUUGUCAUCGAGAACGCCGAAGAGUGGGAGGACGACGACAAGCUGCCCCCGAUCGAGGAGGGCCAGAUCUUCCGCAUUCCUGGCAGCGUUGUCUCUUUCGUUGAGAGGCUCGACGACGAGCUCACCCGCUCGCUGCAACACAUCGACCCCCACACAGCCGAGUACGUUGAGCGUUUGACAGACGAGGCUCUGCUCUACGCCCAGCUCGUGCGCGCUCUGAUCUACGUUGAGAGCCUGAAGAAGAACGCAAGCUUGGAGCUGCCACAAGAGUCGCUCAACCGUGUUGUCAUGCGACGAUUGGAACACGUCUACUUCAAGCCCUCUCAAGUUGUCACCAUCAUGGAGGCCAACAGCUGGAAGGCCGUUCCCGAGACCCUCGAUUCCGAAGUCACUCCUCGCGCCAUCUCCAACGACACCACCUCCCUCGUCCAGACCCUCAGCACAUACCUCUUCCAGAACAGCGAAGGCAUCAUCCGUGCCCGCGCCAUGCUGUGCCAGAUCUACUUCCUGGCUCUGCACGACCAGUACUACAAGGCUCGUGACAUGAUGCUCAUGUCCCAUUUGCAGGAGACAAUCAGCAACUUCGAUGUCAACACACAGAUCCUCUUCAACCGCGCACUGGUACAAGUCGGUCUCUGCGCGUUCCGCGCUGGUCUGGUCUACGAGUCGCAGAACUCGCUGCAGGAGAUUUGCGGCAGCAACAGGCAGAAGGAGCUGCUCGCACAGGGUCUCCAGAUGCAGCGGUACUCACAAAUCUCGCCAGAACAGGAGCGUCUUGAGCGCCAGCGCCAGCUUCCCUUCCACAUGCACAUCAACCUCGAACUCCUGGAGUGCGUAUACCUCACAUGCUCCAUGUUGCUUGAGAUUCCUCUCCUUGCACAGCUCGGCUCGUCGCCAGACCUCAGGAAGCGAGUCAUCAGCAAGACAUACCGCCGUCUCUUAGAAUACCAUGAGAGGCAAAUCUUCACCGGCCCGCCAGAGAACACGCGUGACCACGUCAUGCAAGCAUCAAAGGCGCUGUCUGCCGGCGAGUGGAAGAAGGCAGCCGAGUUCAUCAAUUCGAUCAAGAUCUGGGAGCUCGUUGCCGACUCGGAGAAGAUCAAGGAGAUGCUCUCAGCACAGAUCCAAGAAGAGGGUCUGCGAACAUACCUCUUCACCUACGCCCCCUACUACGACACUCUCGCCGUCUCCACCCUGGCAUCCAUGUUCGAGCUCUCAGAACGCAAGGUCUCGGCCGUCGUCUCCAAGAUGAUCUCACACGAAGAACUCGCCGCCGCGCUCGACCAGGUCAACUCAGCCAUCAUCUUCCGCAAGGGCGUCGAGCUCUCGCGCCUCCAGACCCUCGCCCUCAGCUUGUCGGACAAGGCGUCCGGCCUCAUCGAGUCCAACGAGAAGACGCUCGAACAACGCACACAAGGAACUGCCAACGCUUUCGAGCGACAAGGCGGACGCGGUGGACGAGGCGGUGGUCGCGGACGUGGAGGCGGUCGUGGUGGAGGUGUGCCCCGUGGCGGAAGGAAUCAACAGUUCACUGGUGGUGCGCUUGGUCGGGCUAUUCAGGCUUAG